Molecule: messenger RNA, 1482 nt
Organism: Tympanuchus pallidicinctus (lesser prairie-chicken)
Lineage: Eukaryota; Metazoa; Chordata; Aves; Galliformes; Phasianidae
Exons: 2
Source: RefSeq, a predicted model, not a curated record
AUGGCAUGUGUUGGAAGUGAUCAUAUCCUCACUGGUGGAGACCAGAUUCUGCUAACAGAAAAGGAGACAGAAGGUUAUUGGGGACCAGGAGUAUUUUUAACUACCGGUAACAAUUGUGCUCCCUGGUCAUUAACACAAAGGGCUGCCUAUUGGGCAGGUGGUCUCAACCCUUUAGAAAGGGGAGACCCUCUUGCCGUUAUUGGAACAACUGAUCAAUUAGUAGAGAGUGUUCAAUAGGCUGCUUGUCUCCAAAUGAUGUAUGAUAGAAAGCUGCAGCUACACCAUGAGUCACCUAUGAUGAUGCCUGUUGAUUCUGAGAGAAUGACUGCUUUAAUUAGGGGGCUUCCAGAGUCGUUAAAACCUAUAGGUAUUCAACUGCAAGGAAAAAUAGAGGCUGUGUCUCAGGGAGAGAGAACCCGGCCAGUGUUAGAAGGAACUGUAACCCCCAACCAUCUGCAGUCAGGAAACAAAGUAUGGACGUGGGGGGAGGUUGCCCAAGUGUUAAUUAACUAUGGAAGAAAAUAUGGGCCAGUGAUUUCUUCCUCCACUAAAUUUGAUCCAAGUGAAGUAAGACUUGCAGCAGUCAGCCUUGCCCCCAGGCCACCAAAGCUCAAUGGGACUGGAAGUGUCUCAUUGUCAGUAAAAACAGGUAGGAGAAAUAUUGAUCAUAAACAUAAUUGUCUCUGGUUACUGUGCUGGCACAAUGGCGUUCCACGAGAUCUGAUGAAUGGAUUACCCACUGUCAGGUUAGUUAACUGGUGGCCAGAACAAAAGCUCCAGAAUCUUGAGGAAAGCAAAAGCCCAGGUCCUAGGGUCUCUCCCAGGGAACUUGAAUGGCUAUCCAAGCCAUUAGAAAACUGAUGUCUUCGCCCCUCCCAAGUGAGCGGGGUGGGGGCAGUAAAGUGUGGAUGCAUUAGAAAACUCACAACAAAAGGAAACAAGAUCCUCCAUUUGACACCUUCUGUCCAAAGGCCUCACCACUCUUGCCAGUUAUCCCUGUGAGUCAGGAUCCAGUGGCUGAUAAGCCAGGGAAACACUCUUACCUCCCUAGCCAGACUGUGUCGAUUGACUCAGCUUACCUGAGGCUGGUUUCCCUAACCUUAACAGGAUCCCUUAACAAAUAUGCUUGGAAGGCUAAAGACAUCCCGAAAAAGGAAUAUGAAAUCAACACUUGCUGGAUUGUUCCCUCAUUUUUUAACCAUAUUAACAAAGCCCAAAACGGGCAAGUCGGUGUCUUGUUUUAUUUCACAGAAGAUCCCUAUGGGACCUUGACAGAACACAAAAAGGCUAAUAGCUGAUUUUAACAAUUUAUAUUUUGUGACAGAACUACUGAAGAUUUGAUCAUGCUAAAACACUGAAUGUACCUCUUGAUUACAUUUUUUGGUUGCAAUAGUGUUAUGUUUUGUGUUGUUAUGGAUCUGGGUGGUGAUUGAUAUCAGUCCUUGGAUCUGUUAAACUUCACAACUGGGUUCAGGGUUUUUU